CAGUCCCAGGGUUCCCUAGUUACUAUCUGCAAGCACUGAAAUUGGUGUUUGGAGAAAGGGAUUAAGGCUUUUCAAAAUAACAGCUUUUUUGCAAAAACAGGUCAAGACAGAACUUUUCUCUGGUGAACAAGUGUGCAGAUUGUGACAUAUGUCAAUCCAAGAAAUAAAUAAACAUGUAGUUCUCCCUCCCAUCAUUAGUAGAAGUGACCAGGAAUUUUUGGAAAGUAUACAAAGAUACAUAAUUACAGAAACCGAAAGAGUGGGCUGUAAUGAGGAAGGACCUGCUGAUGAAUAUUACAUCAUAUACCAAAACGUUUUUGAUAAGGUAAUAGAAUAUGUCACUGCAUAUAAAUCCAUUCUUGCUUCAAUCAAAAAAGAAUAUGAUACCUUUAUUGAAACAAUAAAGAAAGACCGAAGAACUGCAUUUUGUCUUCAUGGAAAACUUAAAGUGUUGGCAGCAGAGCCCACAGCACUGAUUUAUCACAAGAAAAGAAUAGUCCAACUUGAAGCAAAAAUGAGAGCUAUUGAAAAUAAUUCCACCAAGACUCAAGUGCAAAUAGACAAAAUGAAACAGCUUAGGGCAGAGUAUGACACAAAAGAAGUAAAAUAUUGUUCUUUCUCCAAAGAUCCUUCAACACCUAUUCCAGGCAUGACUCUCCAAGAGUCCGUCAGUCUGGAUGCUCUCACUAAAUACCUGAAAUACCUUGAAGAUAAAUAUUCAGAAAUUAAGCGAACUAUGUUGAUAAAAUACAUACCAGUUCAGAGGAAGGCUGACUUAGAUGAGGAAAUGAUUGUGUUAUUAAAACGACGUGAUGUAGCUGAAAAUCUGAACAAAGAGUUACAGUUUCGUCAUCAAAGACUGCAAAUUAUUUCAAAUGCACUUACUUCCUGGUUAAAAUCUGAUAUGAACAACUCAUUUCCAGACUUCGUGGAGCAAAUUCAGAAAACCAAAGAUUUACAUGGUGACCAAGGCAUUGUCGAGGAGUUACUUGAAGAUGAUCCAAACAGGGCAAAAGAAGCUGAAAUUUUGCUUUACUAUAUUGAAAGGUUCAAUGACUUAAUCUCACUUGGUGAAUAUGAAAAGGCAGCUGUUUUUGCAGCGAACAGUCCUAGAAGAAUUCUUCAAAACAUUGGCACAAUGAAUAAAUUUAAGGCUGUUGGAAAAAUUAAAGGAAAGCCUCUUCCAUUACUGUUAUUUUUUGAAGCUCUCUUUAGCACAAGUCAUGCCUUCAGACGUCCUAUUGAUGCAGAUUUAACCCUGGAAGGAAUCAAAUGUGGAUUAUCUGAAAAACGGUUAGAUUUAGUUAUCCACUGGAUUACCCAGGAAAGGCUGACGUUUUCCGAGGAAGUUGGGGAUGUGAUUUGUGAUUUUGGGGAGCAGGAUACUUAUAACAGAUCCAAGUGCCUGGCUUUAGCUCAAAUGAUCUACAGUGCAUGUGGCCUGCACCAGAAAGUUCUUCUUUGCAUGUGUAAACAGGGUCAAAUUUAUGGGGCCGUGGAAUAUGUACAACAAUUCAAGGACUUUACUUCUGAUGACCUGUUGGAGCUAAUAAUGUUAUGUCCCCAAACGGAAUUAAUUCAGUGCCUCACUAAAGAAUGGAAUGGGAAACCACCAUCUUUAUCUUUGGGUCUUGCCAUACUUCAUCUGUUUUCUGUAGAUAUGAAAAAAGUUGCCAUUAAGCUACUUCAAGAAAUGAAUAAAGGUGGGAAAGAUGCAACUGAACAUCUUAUCAUAAAUGAUCCAUUGUUCUGCCUAGAAAGGUGGCAAGAAAUGGCAAAUAUAUGUUUACAGAUUGGCUUUGACAAAUUAUCUGAUGACAUCAUGUCCAUUCUUCGAUCUCAGGCUGGAGUUAUAGAAAUUUCUAAAGAGGAUGAUACAGUCAACUUAAUGGAACAUGUUUUUUGGUAGUUCUGUAUCUUAAACAUUUGAGGGAGCUUGUGUAACAUUUUAUUUAUGUUGGUAGGGUAAACUGGUCUUGGCAUUACUAAUUUAUAAAUAAAUCUAGAAGAUGGAGCCCUCAGAAACAAAUCAUACUUCUUUGUUGUGACAACAUUUAGAUUUGUCCUUGAUACAUUUAUACCAUUGCUUUCUUUUUUUCAUAUGGUUAUUUCUUAUACUGAACCUCUAUAAAAUCCAAUAAUUUAAUUUUGUGUAAAAUUGAAUGUAGACAUUUCUAUCUAAGGAUCUAAGCUGAUGUCCAGACACAUUUCUCUCUGGUGAUCCGUUUGAUAACAAGAACUGAGGAAUGUGUGGGUAGUAUCCUGUCCAUUAGACUGUCUUCCCAAAUAUCAAAUGCUACAAACCUGACUUUUGAUAUGAGAAGCCAGAUGUCAUUUCAAGGUUGAACUCUUUGGUGAGAACCUAGAGUUCAGUAAUUUUGUACUGCUGAUUUAAGGAAGUGACACAUGCUUUAGUAUAUACAUAUGGCAAAGGUUAAACACAAAGAAGAACUAUAAAAACUAGAAUCUUGACAUGUUC
Messenger RNA from Choloepus didactylus (southern two-toed sloth), 2479 nucleotides. RefSeq names its product clathrin heavy chain linker domain containing 1 (gene CLHC1). NCBI's taxonomy places the organism in Eukaryota, Metazoa, Chordata, Mammalia, Pilosa, Megalonychidae. The transcript has 12 exons. The record is from RefSeq and is a predicted model, not a curated record. Bases 149 to 1909 code for a protein of 586 amino acids.